AUGAAAACUCACGCUUUCCUAUCCGUCGGUGUCUUCGUUACACAACUGGUUCUUGCAGCCACGCAAUGCGUCCCUCAAUCCUUUAAGGACUUGAGUCUCCCUGGCGGCCAGAUUUUGACAGUCGAAGCAGAAGUCCUGACCAACCUGUCCGCCAAUGUUCUUAUGCCCACAAAUUACUACCCAAGGAAUAUCACGGGGCUUGAUGUCUGCCAAGUUCUCGUUCAAUAUACCCAUCCUGGACAAAAUGAUACCCUUAACGUCAAUAUCUGGUUGCCUCUGGAAAACUGGAAUGGCCGAUAUAUGGCUACUGGCGGCGGAGGCUUCGCAGCGGGCUCGGGAAUCACCCAGUUGUAUAUUCCAGCGUCACUGGGUUACGUUACCAGCUUCACGGAUGGCGGUCAUAACAUUUCAACUGGAGGAACUGCGCCGUGGGCUCUGGUCAGCCCUGGAAAUGUUAACUGGGUCCUUCUGAAUGACUUUGCCAGAAUCGCCUACAACGACAUGGCCACUAUUUCGAAGUCUGCGGCGGCGCUUUUCUAUGGCUCACCUCCCAAGUACUCCUACUGGAGCGGGUGUUCAACAGGCGGUCGGCAGGGCCACCAGAUGGCCCAGAGCUAUCCGACACAGUUUGACGGUAUUUUAGCCACAUCAUCGGCAUUCAACUGGGCCCACUUCCUGGUAAUGGAGUACUGGCCCACGUUUGUGAUGAACUCGUUGAAUAUCCAUCCAACACCCUGCGAACUGGCCACUCUGGUCGAACUGGCGACUACCGCCUGCGACGGACUCGAUGGUGUGAUCGAUGGAAUCAUCGCGAAUCCUGGGUUGUGUUUCUUCGACGCUCAGACCGUGGUCAAUCAAACAUUCAAUUGUUCAGAUACUGGAGAGGAAAUGCAGAUCUCGCAAGGCGCUGCAACAGUCAUAGAGGCUCUCUGGACUGGUCCAAGGACUGUUGACGGCAAAUUUCAGUGGUUUGGCUUAAACAAGGACGCCAGCUAUGCAGGUAUUUCUAACGUCACCUGUAAUGACAACGGCACCUGCGAAGCGAGUCCCUUUACCAUCGCCAUGGAUUGGAUUCAGCGGUUCGUCCUUAAGAACACCACAAUCAAUCUUCUCGACCUCUCACAUAGCGACUGGGACACCAUUUUUCGAGCCUCGGUCGAUCAGUACGAAUCCGUCAUUAGUGCUAACAACCCCGAUCUUACCGACUUUCGCAACCAUGGUGGGAAGAUGAUUACCUAUCAUGGUCUUGCCGACCAAUUGAUUCCACCAAAUGGCACCUAUAACUACUACGAGCGUGUUUUGCAGCAAGACCCAAAUGCGGCAGACUUUUAUCGUUUCUUCCCAGUCCCGGGUCUUGCUCACUGUGGUGGAGGACCGGGGUGGUAUCCUGGUGAUGCAAUGGAGGCUCUAGUAGCCUGGACGGAGAAGGGCAUUGUCCCGGAUACUCUUCUGGCCAGAACCACCCCUACUGCUGAGACUCCGGCACGCACUAUCCAGCUUUGCGCUUAUCCCAAAGUUUUGAGGUAUGUGGGUGGAGAUAUCAACAUUGUAUCAUCGUUCACGUGUGAGUAA
This is a messenger RNA of Capronia coronata CBS 617.96, 1572 nucleotides long. RefSeq lists its product as uncharacterized. The transcript has 2 exons. NCBI's taxonomy places the organism in Eukaryota, Fungi, Ascomycota, Eurotiomycetes, Chaetothyriales, Herpotrichiellaceae. The record is from RefSeq and is a predicted model, not a curated record. The coding region runs from base 1 to 1572 and encodes 523 amino acids.